Diospyros lotus (date-plum) is the source of this 3854-nucleotide messenger RNA. Its product is annotated as protein SPA1-RELATED 4. Bases 984 to 3488 code for a protein of 834 amino acids. The transcript is spliced from 10 exons. Gene Ontology annotation, molecular function: ATP binding; protein kinase activity; protein binding. Gene Ontology annotation, biological process: photomorphogenesis; protein phosphorylation. The record is from RefSeq and is a predicted model, not a curated record. Lineage: Eukaryota; Viridiplantae; Streptophyta; Magnoliopsida; Ericales; Ebenaceae.
CUCUGUCGCUCUCUCUCUCUCUCUCUCUAUAUAUAUAUAUAUAUGUAUGUAUGAAUUAUUUGGUAUGCCUCAAUCUUGCUUGACAUCGGCACACGGUGUUGUCCAUCGCGGUUAGUUUCCAAGAUCGCUGCUUUCGUUGAGCCAGCCUGAGUCGUUCAGCUCAAUGAAGAGAUAAUUUGAUGAACAAUUGCUUUUUUUCACCUUCUCUUUCCUAUUCUUGUGCCAUAUCCGGCUCUGAAAGGGUUUUUUGCUUUCCACUGGACGAAGAAGACGCGGCCGAUAUUUCUUAAAGGAAGUAGGAUUGGAGGACGAGCACGUGCCACGUACGUCAGCUGGAAUAAGAAGGGGACCUAGUGGGGGUUGGAGAAGAUAAUGGCAAUAAAGUAAUCGAGCUGCGAAGCCAAAUCAAAAGUCUAUGUUUUUUGUGGAGAACGUUUAUUCGUUUACUAUUAUUUAUAUUUGGCCCUCGUGAGGAAGAAAAUUUUGGGGAGUUUCGUGAGGCCAAGGUGCUUCCUUUACUGGGAAAACCCAUUCCUUUUCUGCUGUGUGCCUAUCUUUGCUGCUGGUUUGCCGUAGCAGAAACAGAAGAGACUCCUCGCAUGGUGGUGGUACGGGUGCUUCUUUCCAAUCAUACAUCGGGAGUUUUUUGUCUAUGAAGUGAGCUUCUGGGCAUGAUAUUCCGGGGGUUUUUCAUGCUGUUCGUCAUUGCUAUAUGACUAUUCAUUCAAAAUGACGAUGGUGGAGGAAUGUGUUAGAACUCCUCAAAGAGAUCAUCCUUUCGUACAUUUCGUAUAUCCCAUUUGUUUGUCUAUGAAGUGAGCUUCUGGACAUGAUAUUUUGGGGGGUUUUCAUGCUGUUUGUCAUUGCUAUAUGACUGAUCAUUCAAAAUGACGGUGGAGGAAUGUGUUAGAACUCCUCGAAGAGAUCAUCCUUUCGUACAUUUCGUAUAUCCCAUCCCGCAUGCGGCCAUAGGUGGAUGACAAAUGGAGGGUUCAUCUGAAUCUGGUGGGCAGAAGUCUGGAGUUUGUGAGGAUGAGGUACCAGCCGACACAGCCGUUCAUGCCAUAGAAUGGAGUGAUGUUAGCUUGAGACAGUGGUUGGAUAACCCAGAACGAGCGGUGGAUGCCAUUGAAUGCUUGCACAUAUUUACGCAAAUAGUAAAUAUAGUUAACCUGGCACAUUCACAAGGCAUUGUUGUUCACAAUGUGCGGCCUUCCUGUUUUGUCAUGUCCUCUUUCAACCAUGUUUCAUUUAUUGAAUCCGCAUCCUGUUCAGAUUCAGGUUCAGAAUCCUUGGAGGAUGGGCUGAAUAGCCAAACAGCAGAGUUUAAGGAAUUAUCUUCACAAGUACAAGACCAUUCACGUCAAUUGACUAGUCAGUUUGGAACAGAAAAUUCUCAACCUGAGACAAAUCAAACCAAUUCAUCAUAUGUAAUAUCUGAAACUAGUUGCUUACAGUCGAGUUUUGUGUACCCCAAGCAAUAUUCCUUGGAAGCAUGCAGUAAUGUUGAACAACCAGAAGAAAAGAAGCACCUUUUUCCCAUGAAACAGAUAUUGCUUAUGGAGACAAAUUGGUACUCUAGUCCAGAAGAGGUUGCUGGUGAUCCAAGUUCUUGUGCUUCUGAUAUUUAUCGAUUAGGAGUCCUUCUUUUUGAGCUAUUCUGCACGUUUAGUUCGGGAGAAGAAAAGAGUUCAGCCAUGUCCAGUCUGAGGCAUCGCGUUCUUCCUCCACAGUUGCUGUUGAAGUGGCCAAAAGAAGCUUCAUUUUGCUUAUGGUUACUGCAUCCUGAUCCAAGUAGUCGACCAAAAAUGAGUGAUUUGCUACAAAGUGAGUUUCUGAAUGAACCAAGAGAAAAUAUAGAGGAACGUGAAGCAGCAAUAGAGAUUCGGGAGAAAAUAGAGGAGCAGGAGUUGUUGCUGGAAUUCCUCUUGCUGAUACAACAAAGAAAACUGGAAGCUGCAAACAAUUUGCAGGAUAUAAUUUCCUUUUUAUCUUCUGAUAUAGAAGAAGUGACACAUCAGCAAUCAAUUAUUUGGAGAAGAGGAGCCUUGUGUCCAGAACCGAGCAAGGAUGCUGAAUCUGGUCUCCUUAUGAUGGGAGUUGUUGAAAAUAAUGACUAUAGUUGCUCAAAAUCUAGGAAAAGAUUCAGACCAGGGCUUAGAAGUCAUGAUCCAGGGGAAUCUGGCAAUCUUCUUCAUGAAGAUCAUAAUGUUGAGGGACCAGCUGAAAAUGAAGGAAGUAUUCUGUCGAAAGGGUCUCGAUUGUCAAAGAACUUUAAAAGACUGGAAUCAGCUUACUUUUCCGCAAGACAUGGGCAUAUUAAGCCAACAGGGAAAUCAUUAACUCGACGAUCCCCAUUAAGCAGUGAUGGUGGAGGGUCUAUCAUUGUAACUGAAAGAAGUUCAGUCAAUAAUUUACCUGUGAGAGGUCAGUAUAAUGAAGCUAGACAAAGUGGAUGGAUAAAUUCAUUCCUUGAGGGGUUGUGCAAGUAUUUGUCUUUCAGUAAAUUAAAAGUCAAGGCAGACUUGAAACAAGGGGAUCUUCUAAAAUCUCCCAACCUUAUAUGUUCUUUGAGCUUUGAUCGCGAUGGAGAAUUUUUUGCAACGGCUGGUGUGAAUAAGAAGAUCAAAGUAUUUGAAUACGACCCAAUUGUAAAUGAACAUCGUGAUAUCCAUUAUCCUGUAGUUGAAUUGGCUAGUAGGUCAAAGCUAAGCUGUAUAUGUUGGAAUAGUUAUAUCAAAAGCCAGAUUGCUUCUAGUAACUUUGAAGGCGUGGUGCAGGUAUGGGAUGUAACAAGAGGUCAAGUUUUUACUGAAAUGAGAGAGCAUGAAAAGCGUGUGUGGUCUGUCGACUUCUCUUUAGCAGAUCCAACAAUGUUGGCCAGCGGAAGUGAUGAUGGUUCUGUUAAGCUCUGGAAUAUCAAUCAGGGAGUAAGCGUUGGCACCAUCAGAACAAAGGCCAAUGUCUGCUGUGUUCAAUUUCCUGUAGAUUCUGGUCAUUCCCUUGCAUUUGGUUCAGCAGAUCAUAGGGUUUAUUACUAUGAUCUGCGUAAUUCAAGAAUGCCAUUAUGCACAUUGAUUGGACACAAUAAAACUGUGAGCUACGUGAAGUUCAUAGAUUCAACAAAUCUUGUUUCUGCAUCCACAGAUAACACACUGAAGCUUUGGGAUUUGUCAAUGUGCACUUCUCAGGUUCUUGACAGUCCUCUUCAGUCAUUCACAGGCCAUAGGAAUGUGAAGAACUUUGUAGGUUUAUCUGUGUCUGAGGGAUACAUUGCUACUGGCUCAGAAACAAAUGAGGUUUUCAUCUACCACAAAGCUUUCCCAAUGCCCGCAUUGUCAUUCAAGUUCAGUAGUGUGGACCCAGUUUCUGGUGAUGAACUGGAUGAUCCUGCACAGUUCAUCUCAUCGGUAUGUUUUCGUGGUCAGUCGUCCACCUUAGUUGCUGUGAAUUCAACGGGAAAUAUCAAACUUUUGGAGAUGGUUUAAUUUGGUUGAGAUCUUCCAGAGGCAUUCAGAGAUUAAUUAGAGACAAAACCAAAAGAAAAUAGUGUUAUAUAUUUGGGGAAAAAUAUAACUUCAGCACACUGUUGCAAACCGGGGCUUCUUUUUUCUCCAGGUUUCUAAUGUCCAAGAGAGCGAGCUGUAUACAUGGAAAUGGAAGGUCAUAGUAGCAGAACAAAUUUUGGCAUUAGAACAUAGCGGCAGUGGAUAAUGUGAAGAGUGAGAAUGAACCUUGAUCAACUGUAUGUAGAUAAAAAUUUAGAUGGAAAAGGGGUGAAAAUAGUUACACAGUAUAUCCUGUAUUGAAAUUGUUCAGAAUCAUUUCAAAUGGUAAAUGUUGCCUUUCAUUUA